Molecule: messenger RNA, 2407 nt
Organism: Haliotis rufescens (red abalone)
Lineage: Eukaryota; Metazoa; Mollusca; Gastropoda; Lepetellida; Haliotidae
Product: NAD(P)H-hydrate epimerase-like
Exons: 6
Coding region: 1220-2059 (279 amino acids)
Cellular component (GO): mitochondrion
Molecular function (GO): NAD(P)HX epimerase activity
Source: RefSeq, a predicted model, not a curated record
UUCACGCUGUUCCAGCUCUCCAUCCAGAGGUGUAGCGAAAGGACGGUGCGAUAGCUUGUUACAACAGCUCGACAACUCAUUCGCCGCUCGUAUAGCAUCGCUGGUCCCCUUGCUAUAGCAUUGGUCGUUUGCAUUGUCACAGCAUUGGAUGCGAUUGAGUUUGCGGUGCCCUCAUGAACAAGUGGCUGGUGAACAAACGGUUCAAUUGAACUAAGGCUCUCGCUGAAACCACAUUGGGAAGGUGUUUCACUAACAGCGGUGGAUCAUACACGGUGUGUUUGAUGAGUUCAUUGCACAUGUGGAUUUUUGGAUUGGAAAUAUUCCCAUUGAUCUGUUUGUGAAUUGUGGAGUUUCCAGCUUUGAAAAAUACCUCGAAUAUAUCAAAAUGAUCUCCCAACAAAGAACCUGACUUUGGGAACAACUUGGACCCCUCCAAGAAUAAACCAUUCCUUGAAACAAGGAGAACUGUGCUUGUUGAGGUUUAUUGUCUUUUGGCGCCGACCGUUCCAGACAUUGCGGUGCAGUGAAGAGUGUUGCUAACAAGCGUAAUCCUUAUGUUCUCAUUUACACGAGCAUCAUUAGAAACAUCCGCAUUUUCCUGUUUUUACUAAUCUCAAGUGUUACAAGUUGUUUUUAAGCCAAAAGAGCACUGAGCAAAAUCGUCAAUAAUCAUUUUUUAUCCUUUUCGACAGUUUACAUUUUUCUUAAUCAAGCUGUCAGUUAGUUGAUAUUCCUGUUGGUAAGACUUUCUCGAAGAUUACCAUUUCCCACAAACAAAUGAUACUGCAUGUCUUGUACAAUUUACAUAUUUGAUUUCUGAGAAUCAAACAGUUAAAUUUUGGAAUUUUUCCAAGUAAGGUGUUUGAAGUUAUUUGAAGAAUUCCAGUGCCAAGUAUUUUUCACCAUUGAGGAAUUUAUUUGGUUUUAAAAUAGCUUUGAUCAGAAUUUUUAAAUCUGAAGAUCCUGCGACUACCUUUAACAUUUAAAUCCUGUCCCUCAUCGUUUCGGGAGCCAGCAGUUUAAAAGCAGGUUAUCUGUGUUGAAAGGAUUCCACCUCGCACUGAGAACCCGGAGAAUUUGGUGAGAUUCAGAAUUAAACAAACGAUUCUCAGAACCAGGAGAUCUGACUUGAAUCUUAACCUGCGGGAAGACGUGAAAGGCUUCUCUGUCAGUGGAGUUUCCCAAAUUGUCUGUGAGUUUGUCUGUAUCUCGUGGAGACAUGGAGAGGAUAUCGGUCACGCGCUUCUCGUUCCGGAGAAAGGGGAGUUUCCGAAAGGACAAAGACAAGGAUGACCACAAGGACGACUUUGAUUAUUCCAAGAUGACUUAUAUCAGCCAGGAUGAGGCCCAGAAGAUCGACCAGGAGCUGUUUGAGGACUACUCCUUCAGCGUGGAACAGCUGAUGGAGCUGGCCGGGUACAGCUGCGCCGUCGCCAUCGCCAGGUGUUUCCCAAUAGACAACAUGUCCAAGGACAACGGUGCAGUGCUGGUGUGUUGUGGGCCUGGCAACAAUGGUGGGGACGGCCUUGUCUGUGCCAGACAUCUCAAACUAUUUGGCUUCAAGCCUUCCAUCUUCUACCCGAAGCAGCCCAACAAGCCCCUGUUUGAGAGCCUGCGCCGCCAGUGUGAGGGGAUGGACAUGCCCUUCUUGUCCUUCUUCCCCUCCGACCCCCAGCUCAUCAAAGACUCCUAUAACCUCAUCGUAGAUGCGCUGUUCGGAUUCAGCUUCAAGGGACCUGCCCGCCCCGAGUUUGCCUCCAUCUUGGAGAAGCUGAAGAAGAUACAAGACGAUGUCCACAUCUGCAGCAUUGAUGUACCUUCAGGAUGGGAUGUAGAAAGCGGCGACCCUGACGGCAUCCACCCAGAGCUGCUCAUCUCGCUGACGGCACCCAAACUGUGUGCCCGCCACUUCAGGGGCAAACACCACUAUCUGGGCGGCCGCUUCGUGCCGAAGACGCUGGAACAACGCUACAGUCUCAAUCUUCCUGCCUACCCAGGCACAGAGUGUGUGAUAGAACUGAAAACACAGACCACGGAACCUGCAGAAAGUUCCAAGUGAUUCUCUCCGCUGCCAUCAAUUGACCUCCUGCUGUUUGUUGAUAGCUUGAAAUGUGUAUAUCAUCUGUCCUUUCCAAACAAUGUAUAGAGAAAAGGUUUGGUGUAGAACUGUUGUGCAUCGGUUGAAAUUAUUUUAAUGGUUGGUUUAGUUGGGUUAAUUCCGCUUUCAGCUUUAGUUAUAUCAUGCUUGUUAGUUUAGAGGUAGUCAUCAAGCCAUACUAAAAGACUUGAAGAAUUAAAGUCACAUGUGACCUGAAUGUCACAAUGGAGUUCUGUUUUUGCUCACACAACAGCACAUUAUCUUGAUUAAAUGCGUCUCUCAAAAUAACAAUUAAAUUUAGUAAACAUU